CACCCACUACGACGGACGUUAGGUCCACCGGUUUGGUACACGUCAUGGCUUCCUUCUUGUCGAAGGUGUUCCCCCGCAAGAAGGACAAGGAGACGUCAAACAAACGUAACUCGGUCUCGUCACUGCUCGAGGGCAAGUUUGAGGCGGUUUCCCCCACGAUCUCUCCAUCCGCGGCACACUUCGCGGAUUUAGCACAGCGGCCGAAGGAGCGAGGGAGAGAGAAGGAGAAAGAGAAGGAGAAAGACAGUGCGUUCUCGCUGUUCAAGACCAAAUCGCGUCCCGUCUCUCCCCCGCCAGACACGCGCAAAUCCGUGCCAGAUGCACCCCACCUCACCCUUAAUCUACCCGUACCGAAGGAGGAGCGUAGCCGCGCGCUCGGUGUCGUGUUUGAGGCAGAUCCGAACGACACGAGCACGCUACCCGACAAUGUGAUCGGCGAGAGGCGUUUGACACCCCUCGAGACUCUGCUGCUUGUCAAGGCAUGUUCCCAGGCCAUCGUUGACAAUGGAGGCCUCGAGACCCUUGGUGUCAUGCACCCCUUCUGGUAUUCAGCUUCUCCCGAGGUGCAGCGUAAGCUCAUCUCGCUAUUCAUACUAUCCUUGGCUCCCAAAAGCCCGAUAACCACGCUCUCUCCGUCUCCUUCCUCUGCCGCCGUCAACUUCAACACCGAGCUGGAGUACACCCGAUCUCCCCAUGACAUCGCCGCCGUGCUCCGCUGGGCUUUGCGCCACUUACGCCUCGAAGGGGAAUCGUUCGGUCGCGCUGCCGGACAAUGGGAUUGGUAUCGAACAUUCGCGGAGGCAGAGCGCGCUUCUGCAUACCCUCCGACCGCGUUCACCGAUGUGUUGGUUCCUCAGAUUUCCCCAUCACAUCACCAACUGCUCGUUGCCACGCUCGACAUUGUUUCUUCGCUCGCGUCGCAUGCUGAACGCAACAGUAUAUCGGGCAGCAAGCUUUCCAAGUUCCUUGGCCUCUGGCUCCUGACGGCUAAGAGGAGCGAGGAAGGGGAAGACUGGAAUAGCUUCUAUACGCGCUGGGAACGCGCCGGUCGUAUUCUUGAACACCUUUUCCUGGCUCAUAUUCGAGACGAAACGGUGCGGAAGAAGAUGCCGCUUCGACUCACUGAGCUCGUGAAAGGCUACCCGUAUCAUAGCAGAAGCGCAUCUGCAGACACGACGCCCGCAGCCGACGAUGAUCUGUUGCCGCGCCCACGUUUCUCCACACGUCGAUACAGUGCGCUGUACGUGCGCGUGGAGACCGAGCUCGCGGAUGGGAAGGCUGCCAAACCCAAGCCCCAUCCGCUCCGACUCAUCUCUGAUGCCCUCAAGUCCGAGGUCGAACUCACGGAUGGGCAGUAUCAGAGUAUUUGGGAGGCGAUACGUGCCGCUGCUCUAGCGUCCGAUGAACCAGACCCGAUCCUCGCUACUGUCGACGGCUACCCUUCACUUUCGCGCAUUUUUGCCGACGAGACUACCCGUCUGUUAUCCUUUGUGCCUGCUGAGUCCGGUAUCGCAUCUACUUCUGUACCGACGAUCCGCCUCCCUCGUCCUCCCCGCAGACGCUCGAGCUUUUCGAACACGCCUACGCAGCCACAGGCGAAUGGCAACGGUAAUGGCAAAGCAGAAACGAAUGGCAGCGCGCAACGCUCCGCUGUCUCACCCACGACGUCGCCCACUUCACCCAGCUCUCCCAAGGACUGGACGGACUUCUCGGCAGCAGGUUUCGGCGAGAGCGCACUGGGCAAGGACUUUGCCAAGACGCUGCUGGACAAGGAUGUCGAGGUGACAGACCCGCCUCCCGUGGAGCGCAAGACGAGCAAGAGGCGUCGGCCUUCCUCCCGGCGGUCCUCCGUCGACAACCCAUCCGCCGAGUCGGCAGCCCGGGCGGCGGAGCUCGCCUCGCCAACUUCCAAGCCGCCGAAGUCGAAGUCGACGAUCGUCAACGUGGUGAAGCUCGACGAGGCGUUCGUCGACUUCUGGAGCGACGCGCUCCUGGACCCAAUCGCGUCGGACUGGCCGAACUUCGUUGUCGCGCAGCUCAAGAACGGUAUCACAGGAGUGGAGGCCGACGGACAGCCUGUCGGGUGGCUCGUCCUCGAGCAGCGCUUCGUCUCGCCGCCGCCGCCGCCGCAGACGGCGACUGAAGAAGCGGCUGCGUCGCCCUCCGCUGGACCGCGCCGCGCGUCGUCCCCGCGCCCGUCCAUCCGCUCGGACCUUUCGGCGAGGAAGAGCUCCACGUUCUCGGCGGCGAAGAAGCGGCUGACGUUCUUCGCGUCCGCGAGCCAGACUAUCACUGGGGCGACUGCGAAGUCUGAGGUGAAGGCUGCCGCGAAGAAGAAGGCGGUGAAGGGGUCGAAGGUUGGGGAACUAGGUGAGAUCCUGCCUGAAGUUGAGGAGAAGCCCGAGGAGAAGGUCGCAGAGAAGGAGAAGGAGGAGCCCAAGAAGGACGCUGAGCCUGCUCCUGCUCCUACUCCUACUCCUGCCCCUGCGUCUGCCUCUCCAGAAGCGCAUCCCGUCCCUCCGACCCCAGGCACUGAAGAGUCGAAGUUCGUGGAGAACAUCACGCCCACGGAGGCGGUCAAGCCCCCUGAAGAGCCCAAGGCCGAGCCUGCACAGGAACAAACGAUCACUGUGCCCGCCGCUGAAGCUCCUGAGGCGUCUUCCCCGACGGAGGUGUUGUCCCCGCUCACCCCUACCGCCGAAGACUUCCCGGCUGUUCCUGUCGUCGGUGGCCUCCUCGCCUCCGCCGCUGCGACCACCCCAGUAGCCGUCGAGGCGCUCAAGACCGAGGAUGCCACGCUCGAGGAUAAGCCUGUCGUCACCGUCGAGCAGGAGCCCGAGAUCCCUACAGACUCCGCAGCCCCGACCCCUGAGAAGACGCUCCCGCCUGCCCCCGAGCCCGUCGUCCUCACUGGAGAAACUCCAGGUCCCCAAGUCGCGCUGGAGACGAGCGAGCCUGCGGCGCUCGCGGAGAUCUCGCAGAAGAUCGACGCCAUCGUGGAAGAGGCUGCUUCUGAGCCUGAGACCGAGAGCGCGGAGCCAGUCUCUGCGGCUGCUGCUGAGGACCCCACGACGGAGGUUGUUCAGCACCCUGUCCAGGUUGAGGAACUCGUGUCUGACGCGGAGGCUCCUGCUGCGGCAGAGCCUGCCCCUGUUGAGCCCGAAACCGAGCCCGAGGCUCCUGCUGCGGAACCUGAGGCCGUCGUGGAGGCUCCUGUCGCUGCGGAACAGCCUCUCGCUGAAGCACCUGCACCUGCUGAGGCGCCUGUCAUCGAGGCGCCUGCUGCUGCCGAAGAGUCCGUGGUAGGGGCCCCCGCUCCUGUUGAAGAAUCUGUUGUCGAGGCGCCUGCUACGGUUGAGGAAUCAACAGCGGAGGAGCCCAUCGCUGUCGAAGAGCCCGCUGCAGAACCCGAACCGCUUGCCCCGGUCGAGCCCAAGGCUGCUCCUGUUGAGGCUGAACCCGCUGCUCCCGAGGGAGCCUCUGCGCCUGUCGUCGAGGAAAUCGCUGAUUCUGCUGAGGAGACCGCUCCAGCAGCCGAAGAGUCCGUCGCUGUUGUGGAGGAGGUUCCUGCUCCUGAACCUAAACCCGAGACCGCGCCUGUCGCCGAGGAAGCUCCUUCUGCUGAGCCAGAGCCGGAGGCAGCCCCAAUCGUAGAGGAGCCUGCUGUUGAGGAAGCCCCUGCAGCAGAGCCUGCUCCCGUCGAAGAGGCUACACCUGAAGCUCCUACCCAGCCUGAACCCGAGGAACCCGCGCCUGUAGAGGAGACUCCUGUCGCUGAGCCUGAGGCGCUUGCGGAAGAGCCUGCUGCACCUGUUGGGGAAGUCCCCGCUGCAGUCACGGAGGAGGUUCCCGCCGCCGUUGAACCUGUACCUGCCGAGGCGCCUGUUACACAGGAAGCUGCCGCACCCGCUGUCGAACAGCCCGCCGUCGAGGAGCCGACACCUGCUGUAGAAGAGACUUCUGCCCCAGUCGCCGAGGAGGAGGCUCUCGUCCCCGAGCCGACACCAGAGCCAGCACCUGAGGACUCAGUCCCAGCUCCGGUCGAUGAGCCCGCACUCGUGGACGAGUCUGCCCCCCUUCCAAUUGGGGAGCCUGUUGCACCCGCGGAGGCUCCUGUUGAAGAGAGCACUACUCCUGUUGAGGAUAUCCAAGCCGACGCCGCCGCUCCCGAAGAGCCUGCGGCGUCUACCGAAGCCGCCCCAGAGGCUGCUCCUGAGCCGCAAGUCGAAGAGCCUGUUGCCGGAGAGGCGCAUGAGAACGGCCCUGCAGCUGAGACUCCCGAAAAUGAGGAAAAGUCUGCCGCUGCUGAAGGGAGUCAGUAGGCGUUGCUUAUAUACCUAAUGGUUUGCCGCGCGUGGAAGCAUAGACGUGUUGUGCGGAUUGCUUUGCGUUAUCGGAUGAUACCCCAUGUCAUUGUCACGGUCUCCCCUCAAGUCCCAGUUCCGAGUUACUCGGACGGCCAUUCCUUCUUUAUCGUAAUAUGCUAUCCCCUCCGCCUGUGUUGUCGAUCUACAUAGUUGUCUCGUGAGUUAGUUGCAGUAAUGGUUGGUGGACAGUGUUACAUAUGCUUGGCCCGGUCGAUGUUCCGUAGUCCCCUUGCUUCAUCGCUAGCUUACACGUCUUGCAAAUUGUCCCCGC
Dichomitus squalens LYAD-421 SS1 is the source of this 4638-nucleotide messenger RNA. RefSeq lists its product as uncharacterized. Bases 45 to 4322 code for a protein of 1425 amino acids. The record is from RefSeq and is a predicted model, not a curated record. NCBI's taxonomy places the organism in Eukaryota, Fungi, Basidiomycota, Agaricomycetes, Polyporales, Polyporaceae. The transcript has 6 exons.